Moneuplotes crassus is the source of this 577-nucleotide messenger RNA. NCBI's taxonomy places the organism in Eukaryota, Ciliophora, Spirotrichea, Euplotida, Euplotidae. The record is from the annotation of a GenBank genome assembly.
UUUGAUAAACGCUAAUUAAUAAAUGGAGACUCCAAGGAUCCUGACAAAUGACCAGAAUUGGGCCAAGCAGCUUAUAGAGUUGAACUUCAUUCUUGUUGGAAUGGAGAUUAUCGGUGCUGGCUAUAGAGCCACAAUGGAACCAGAAUCUAUGGAGAUAGUUUACCUGAUCUUUCUCUCCUUAGUCCCAAGUAUCAUGAUGCAUGCAAAUCGGAAUCUGCUAAACUGGAGUUUAUACAGAUGGUUUGCUAAGAUUGCCAGUACUGCCCAGCUUGCUGCUAUCUUCAUUGCAGCUUUGGUCUAUGUCCUUACACAUGAAGAUGUUGAGAGCUUAUUUGAGCUAGUCCCGUUCUUGUUAUACUUCACUUCUUUUAUCGCUAUUCCUGUCACUGUACUACUAAUCAUGAACUCGUUCCAAGUCAGACCCAGAUUGGUAUAUCUCAUGAUGGAUCCCAAGCGUAUUACUCCACUAGUAGGUGACCUUAGAUCCUCCGGAUCUAUGGUCACAGGCCAUGGAUUCCAGAACUAUCUAGUCUAACUCUCCAAAUCUUUAUCAAUACCUUUUGUCACCUGUCUUAUC